Messenger RNA from Arxiozyma heterogenica, 666 nucleotides. RefSeq names its product PP1-complex regulatory subunit GLC8 (gene GLC8). The record is from RefSeq and is a predicted model, not a curated record. The transcript has a single exon. NCBI's taxonomy places the organism in Eukaryota, Fungi, Ascomycota, Saccharomycetes, Saccharomycetales, Saccharomycetaceae. Gene Ontology annotation, biological process: regulation of signal transduction. Gene Ontology annotation, molecular function: protein phosphatase inhibitor activity. Bases 1 to 666 code for a protein of 221 amino acids.
AUGGGUGGUAUCUUAAAGAAUGCUUUAUCUCCUGAAGAACAACUCUUAAAAGAAAAGACAGUGAAUGAAUCAACUAGUGAAUUCCGUCAAAAAGUUUAUGAAAAUACGCAAUUGAAUGCAAAAUUGACCAAUAAUAAGAACAAGGAUAUCAACAACAUAAAUAAUGUCUUAACCUCUAAAAAUGAUAUAACUGGUAAUAAAUUUAUACCAAAGGAUACAUUGUUAAUGAAGCGUGAAGAAAUGGCCAAGAUAUCAAAAGAAAAUAAAAAUUCCAGUGGCGAUGAAAAUGCGAAUAUAGACGAAAAUGAAGACGAAAGAUUACAAUGGAACCAAGAAAAUUUAGAACAAAACGAAAUUACCAAAAAGCAAUUUCAAGAUAUCCAUGUUGAUGAACCAAAAACACCGUAUCAAGGCGCUAUGGAUCCAAAUGGUGAGUAUUAUACUAUAGAUGAUGAAGACAAUUUGAACGAUUUUUCUCUAGGAGAACCUGAGAUACAGAUUCCUGAAAGUACUAGUUUACAUGAAGGAGUAACUAUAAAAGAAGAUUCUGAACAAGAAGAAGAAGAGGAAGAGGAAGAGGAAGAAAGUGCAGAAGCUCGUCAUAAAAGGUUCGAAGAAAUGAGAAAGAAACAUUACAACGUUAGACAUCUUUUCAAGAAAAAAUAA